AUGACACAGGACGACAGUGCGAGGAUCAUGUGCGCUGAUGCACCAGAGGCAGCCUCCAAAAUGAAGUCGAGGCCAGAUUCCACAGCCGGCGUCCCGUCCUUGUCAACCGAUAGCGCUUCCACACGCUCAACAUCCUCGAGUCUGUCGCUGCGUACCAUGUGGGCAUCGGGAGUUAUCGGCGGCGGUAUUUUGGAAGAGGAUGAUACGGGAGCCCUUGUCUUGCCCCCUGACCAUAUCAACCAACGGCAUAUACAGUCUCCUUCCCCGCCGUCUUCACCUCUUCUUCGUCAGCAGCAAAUAUAUACCUGCCUCUUUCACAUACUCGACUGCCACGACACUUUCGACAAUUGCGAGCAAUGGAAGACGCAUGUUUUAAGUCAUUUUCGUAUGCAUGAGCCCCCGGACACAGCUCGAUGUCCAUUAUGUCCAGCGCAGCGAUUCAGCAGCACUCCCCAUCAGAGAGCCUGGGAUCUUAUGCUCAAGCAUGUGGAUGUGGCCCACUAUCAACAGGGCCAGACUCUCGCAGGAAGUCGGCCCGAUUUCGAACUAAUGCGAUAUCUUUAUAACCUGAGGGUGAUCAGCGUUGAACAGUUCAAGGCUAUGCAGCUUGCACCCCAGCCAUCCAGCCCGGCAUAUCAUCGGCGGCAGGACACGAGUGUGGUGGAUAUAUCUCAUGUGGCUGUACUGCGCUCAAGUAACCUUGCAUUGAGUUGCGCUUUUUGCAGAAACCCUUUCCACGCGGAAUGA
Messenger RNA from Aspergillus nidulans FGSC A4, 747 nucleotides. RefSeq lists its product as uncharacterized. Lineage: Eukaryota; Fungi; Ascomycota; Eurotiomycetes; Eurotiales; Aspergillaceae. The transcript is spliced from 3 exons. The record is from RefSeq and is a predicted model, not a curated record. Bases 1 to 747 code for a protein of 248 amino acids.